AUGGUCCCCAGUCGCGUGGAUGAUGACUUCGAGGUCAAAGAACCCAAGACCGUCUAUGAUAUCAACAUUCCAUACCAGAGCCAGUCUGAAGAUUAUGAGCGCCGCACUCGCGAUAGAACCGAGUUCCCCGAAUACUUGCCUCACUGGGAGGCCGGUGAAUUCUACCCCGCAUUCCCCGAGUUCGAAUAUCAUGAUCCUGCGCUGCGAGCAGAUCCACACAUGCCGCACCUCUUGACGGCCGGCGUGACGGCCCAGCCAGUCACUCCGCGGAUGGGGACCAUCCUCACCGGCGUCAAGCUUGAAACGCUCUGUCAAGACGCCAAAGACGAGCUUGCGCUCCUGAUAUGCGAGCGGAAGUUCGUCGUCCUCCGAGAGCAGCUCGACUUCUUGCGCUCCGGGCCGCAAUUCCAGAAAGACUUCAUGUCGUAUUUCGGCAAGCUCAGUCGCCAGCCGGUUUCGGGUGCCGUCAAGGGCCACCCCGAGUUCCACAUCAUCCACCGCGACGGCAACGAGAAGGACAUUGCCAAGUUCUUCAAGCACAAGAUGACGACGACGCUCUGGCACCACGACGUCUCCUACGAGCGACAGCCCCCCGGAUACGUCAUGUUGGGAAUCCUCGCGUGCCCGGACAUUGGCGGCGACACGGUCAUUGCCGACAUGGCCACCGCCUACCAGCGUCUCUCGCCCCUCUUCCAGGGCAUGAUCGACCAGCUCUCGGCCGUGCACACCUCGCGCAAGAUGAUUGGGCACGCCAGGGCCAGCAAGCUGCUCGUGCGAUCCGACCCCGUCGACUCGGUCCACCCGAUGGUCCGCGUGCACCCGGUGACGGGCGAGCGGGCCAUCUUCUACAACCAGGAGUUUCCCGACGAGGUGCUGGGCCUGAAGGACAUGGAGGCGGAGGCCAUCACCAAGUUCCUGAUUGAUUCGGUGAAGAACGGCCACGACUUCCAGGCGAGGGUGCACUGGGAGAAGCACUCGGUGGUGAUGUUUGACAACCGGACUACCCUGCACACGGGUACUGUAGACUACGACACGACAGCGCAAGCAAGACACCUCUUCCGCCUCGCCGCCAUGACCGAGGUCCCGCUCUCGGUAGCAGAGAGCAAGACGAUGCGCGGAUAG
Drepanopeziza brunnea f. sp. 'multigermtubi' MB_m1 is the source of this 1122-nucleotide messenger RNA. RefSeq lists its product as uncharacterized. Gene Ontology annotation, molecular function: 2-oxoglutarate-dependent dioxygenase activity. The record is from RefSeq and is a predicted model, not a curated record. Lineage: Eukaryota; Fungi; Ascomycota; Leotiomycetes; Helotiales; Drepanopezizaceae. Gene Ontology annotation, cellular component: cytoplasm.